Oncorhynchus gorbuscha (pink salmon) is the source of this 774-nucleotide messenger RNA. RefSeq names its product acrosin-like. The record is from RefSeq and is a predicted model, not a curated record. Gene Ontology annotation, biological process: acrosome reaction; proteolysis. Bases 127 to 774 code for a protein of 215 amino acids. Gene Ontology annotation, molecular function: serine-type endopeptidase activity. The transcript has 4 exons. NCBI's taxonomy places the organism in Eukaryota, Metazoa, Chordata, Actinopteri, Salmoniformes, Salmonidae.
UUUACUUUUGCCAUACUCGGCCUACUGUGAUAAUCAGUUUCAUAUGUGAUCAUUAGUGCACAUGCUUGACCUGCAUAACUUUCAACUGAAACUUAAAUUUACAUUCUACAUUUCAAUUAUUCUGCGAUGGUGAUGACAGCAUGCGGACAGCGGCCAUUGGCGGAUGCUCCAGGAGGGUCACGUGUUGUUGGAGGGCGCAAUGCACCUUUGGGUGCAUGGCCUUGGCAGGUCAGCGUGCAGAUGAGGUCCUGGCACCUCUGUGGCGGGACCAUCCUCAACAGCCUCUGGGUGCUCACCGCUGCACACUGCUUCACUAUCGUUCCACCCCAUAGGAGGUCCAGUCUGCGCGUGGUGGCAGGACUCAACGUGCUAACAGAACCAGGGCAGUACUCCCAGCGCCGCUAUGUUGUGGAGGUCAGAGCCCAUGAGAAGUUCCACCACCCCAGCUACUCCAACGACAUAGCUCUUCUGCGUCUCAGCUCUCCACUGGAGUACACAGACUUUGUCCAGCCUGUCUGUACAGUGGAAGACGAGAUGGAGGAGUUCAACUUAAACCUCAACCAGUGUUUCAUCAGUGGUUGGGGCAGCACUUCUUUCAAAGGAAAGCCAAUGGACACACUGCAAGAAGCUGAGGUGGAGCUGUUUGAGCGAAAUACUUGUAACCGGAUCGACUGGUACAACGGUUACAUCAAGAAUGGCAUGAUCUGUGCUGGCUUUGAGACCGGGGGGGUUGACACAUGUCAGGGGCGGGCCACUGAUGGAGCAGGGCCCUAA